Sardina pilchardus (European sardine) is the source of this 3114-nucleotide messenger RNA. RefSeq names its product klotho beta (gene klb). The record is from RefSeq and is a predicted model, not a curated record. The transcript is spliced from 6 exons. Lineage: Eukaryota; Metazoa; Chordata; Actinopteri; Clupeiformes; Clupeidae. Gene Ontology annotation, molecular function: hydrolase activity, hydrolyzing O-glycosyl compounds. Gene Ontology annotation, biological process: carbohydrate metabolic process. The coding region runs from base 1 to 3114 and encodes 1037 amino acids.
AUGGCAAGACGUUUUCUGUGCUCUUCUGGGGAUGGACUGAACCAGUGGCAGAAGUCUCCAGCUAUCACCAACCAGCAAAACAAGAGCCUCUAUCUGCACAAGCCUUUCCCCUCAAACUUCCUCUGGGGAGUGGGGACAUCUGCCUAUCAGACGGAGGGCUCCUGGGACCAAGGAGGGAAGGGCCCGUCCAUCUGGGACCACUUAACCCACAAGAGGGGAGCCAGCGCGGGGACAGCAGAUACCGCCAGUGACAGCUACACACGAUGGGAAGAGGACGUGAAGGCGGUCAAGUACUUGGGUACCCAAACGUACCUCUUCUCCCUCUCUUGGCCACGGAUCUUUCCCAACGGCGUCGGCGGAGACCCCAACUCUGAGGGGGUGGCCCACUACCAGCGUCUGAUCUGCAGGCUCCGAGCUGAGGGCAUCACGCCAGUGGUGACCCUCUACCACUGGGACCUGCCACUGGCCCUGCAGGAGUCUUACGGGGGCUGGAGGAAUGAGAGCACCGUGGAGGCUUUCGUGGAGUAUGCCACCUUCUGCUUCCGGACGUUUGGAGGCUCGGUGAAGUACUGGCUCACCAUGCAUAACCCCUACCUGAUUGCGGUGCAAGGCUACGGCACUGGGGUUCAUGCGCCAGGGGAAAGCCAUGACCCGGCUACCACCUUUAUUGUUGGUCACAACCUCAUUAGGGCUCACGCCAAAGUUUGGCAUGUGUACAACACCCAUUUCCGCCCACACCAAAAUGGCCAGGUUUCUUUAACACUGGGAUCCCACUGGAUAGAGCCGUUCAGAGGAGAGUCGACACCUGCCAAUGUCCAACUCUGCCAGAAAUCCAUGGAGGCAGUAAUUGGUUGGUUCGCAGGUCCAAUACAUGGCACUGGCGACUACCCAGCCUCCUUGAAAGACUCCAACCGAGGACUCAUCCCUGAGUUCUCCCCAGAGGAGAGAGCCUUUGUCCAGGGCACGGCCGAUUUCCUCUCCCUGGCUUUCGGGCCGGACACUCUCCGCAUGGGUCAGCGCCUGCCUCUGUUUGGACAGGUGUUGUCCAUGGAUCUGAGGAAGGUGCUUGGCUGGAUUCGGCUGGAGUAUGACAACCCCGCGGUGCUUGUGGCUGAGAGUGGCUGGUUCACUGAUGCAUCGGUCAAGGAGGAGGACACUCUGGCCAUAUAUCUCAUGAGGAGAUUGUUGGGCCAGGUGCUUGAAGCUGUGACGUAUGACAACGCGCAGGUCUUUGGAUACACUGCUUGGUCUCUGGUGGAUGGAUUUGAGUGGAAUUUCGGGUACACAGUGAGGAGGGGUUUAUUCUAUGUGGAUCUCAAUGGUGCGGACCUGAGCAGAGUCCCCAAAACCUCUGCAAAGUUCUACAAGCAAGUGGUUCUGAACAACGGCUUCUCUGACUCCGAGAGCUCUGAGAGCAUUCAUGGGGAGUUCCCCUGUGAUUUCCAAUGGGGAGUGGCAGACCCUGUGCUACAUAUUCGUCUCCACCCGUACUCCGCUCAGUUCAUUGACCCCAACCUCUACCGCUGGAACUUCUCAGGCGAUGGCAGUCUGCGCCCGGUUUCCGGGGUGACCCUCCGCACGCGCGGCGCUCAGUGCACCGACUUCCUGUCCAUCCGAGGCCACCUGCACCUCCUCGAGACGACCCGCGUCACGCACUACCGCUUCGCCCUGGACUGGUCCGUCCUUCUCCCCGACGGAGACCCCUCGCACGUGGACCGAGAGGCGCUCCUGUACUACCGCUGUUUCCUGACCGAGCUCCACAAGCUGGGAGUCAAAGCGGUGGUCACGCUGUACCACUCCAGCCACAGGUCCCCGACGCUCGGCAUGCCUAAGCCGCUGCAGGCGACCGGAGGCUGGCUGAACCACAGCGCGGUCGAGGCUUUCGAGGCCUACGCCGCCUUCUGCUUCCAAGAGCUGAGCCCUUGGGUCCACACGUGGAUCACCGUCAACGAGCCCAACCGGCUGGCGGAGCUGCACAACGGGAGCGCGGGGGAGCACCUGCGGGCAGCCCGUCAUCUUCUCCUGGCCCACGCCCGCGCCUGGCACGUCUACGACGACCUCUAUCGCCCGCAGCACGGCGCGCAGGUCGCCUUCGUUCUGCACGCCGAUUGGGUGGAGCCGGCCAACCCGUUUCUGGAGGCCCACCGAGCUACCGCUAAGCGCUUCCUAUCGUAUGAGGUCGGACGGUUCCUGGACCCCUUCUUGGCCGAAGGCGGAGGGCAACACCCCGAUGAGGUGCUUGGGGACCUAGAGGACACGGUCCACACCACUGGUCAAGCUGCCCUCUCUCCUUUACUCCACUUUACAGAGGACGAGCAGCAGAAGCUCAGAGGAACCUUAGACUUCAUCGCUCUGAACCACUUCACCACACGCCUCAUCUCUCCUAGAAACUCCCUGCACCAAAACGCCCAGGCCGGACCGAAUCAACACCAUGGUGCCCUCCACGGCUGCUCCUUCUUCAACGACCCCAACUGGCACGUCUCUUAUCUGGGACAGGCCGUGGUGCCUUGGGGCCUUCGGAAGGUCCUCAACUGGGUGAAGGGUCGCUAUGGAGACGCGCGGCCCGUUGUCGUCAUGGCUUCAGGGGUGGAUGACCAGGCAUCUCACAAUGACCAGCUGAGACAAACCUACAUUAGGGAGUACCUGCAAGAGGCCCUGAAAGCUCGAGACCUAGAUGGUGUUGACCUCCGAGGACUUUAUAUCUGGAAUCUCCAGGACCGCCACACCUUCCACUUCGGCCUGUUCGCCCCCACGCAUUACGAGUCGCACCCCAAGGGCUCGGUCCAGGCCUACCAGGAGAUCAUCUCCCGCCGCGGCUUCCCGUCCGGGGACGGGGACGGAGGAACGCAAGAGUCCUGCCAACAGCCGCCUCCUGCCCAGGCCUACAGCAGCUGCUCGGUCUGCAUCAAGAUGUCCGAGAACAAGCCGCUGCUGUUCUUCGGCUUCUGCAUGCUGGUCAGCGCCGCCGUUCUCAGCGGAGUGUUCGUGGGGAUCCUCAGGCGGAGACUCGGCGUGGGGAGGAGACGACGUGCGGCGAGGCCCACGAGCCCCCAGCGACUCACCAAGCAGCACUGGGAGCGAUUUGCCAUGCAGCGCGUGGUGCACAGGCUGUGA